AUGCCGCUUUCCAUGAUGACACCACUCACCAGGCCGCCUUCACGUGACCUGGACGCCAACACCAUCGGUCGUUCUCUGUCGCGUGAAGAGGCGUACCAUCUGGCCGACACAGCCCGAAGAAAGUCGUCGAACAGAGUAGUGUGCGACGAUCUUCGGCUCAAACUCAGCCAUGUCCACCUGCUAGACAUGCUGCUGCAGGAUCUCGCCCGAACAGAGCGGGAACUUCAAACAUCCCCCACCGAGGAGAAGUACUUGUUGCCAGAGGAGAGGAAGAGAUCGAAGAGGACGCCGCAUACGACAUCUUCGUCAUCUUCAUCUUCAUCGUCACCGUCACCGUCAAGGUCACCGUCGCCUUCAGCAGAGGUGGACGAAUAUGGGUUUCCUCUCGAAGAGGAAGACAGCGAGGAGGACCUCGGUGGUCUAGCGCUGAUGAGGACGGAGUCGAGACGACCCAUGAGAUGA
Molecule: messenger RNA, 462 nt
Organism: Capronia coronata CBS 617.96
Lineage: Eukaryota; Fungi; Ascomycota; Eurotiomycetes; Chaetothyriales; Herpotrichiellaceae
Exons: 1
Coding region: 1-462 (153 amino acids)
Source: RefSeq, a predicted model, not a curated record